Mercenaria mercenaria is the source of this 1272-nucleotide messenger RNA. RefSeq lists its product as uncharacterized. NCBI's taxonomy places the organism in Eukaryota, Metazoa, Mollusca, Bivalvia, Venerida, Veneridae. The record is from RefSeq and is a predicted model, not a curated record. Bases 275 to 799 code for a protein of 174 amino acids. The transcript has 5 exons.
UGCAAGGGAUACACUGAACUGCAUAUCAACGGCCCCUGUUCGACCAGAUUGUACCACUGAGCUAGAGGAGUUGGGUAAAGGGAUUGAAACGGUCAAAUAUUCUUGGUCAGAGUGUGGUAUUGCGCAAGAUCAUCAAUUUUUCAAAACCUAGGCAGACAAAGAUACACCUUGUCCUAAUCCAGCAAUAAACAGCAAUUGCUUUUUAAUACCUUUGACACAAAGAGUCUCAAAAUGUCUUAAGAUACCAAGUUUGACGUCAGGGUCAAGUGGGCUCAUGGAACAUGUUUGUUCAGAUACUGAGUGUAACUUGAAGUGCUACUUAAGUGCCAUCGGUGAUUGUUACAAAGAGGACAGACUUUUCAACAUGGACCCCAAAGUCAUUAAAGUUGUUGGCAGAGCGAUUUGUGACAACAGGCAAGGUAUAAUAUCACCUCUAAACCUAUGUCCUGUUAAUAAUCAGACAUGUGUAGAUGAAUUUAACAGCGCUUGGACAGAAGCUAGCGUGCAUCUUAUGAGCGGGGACUACACCGAAUUUAAAAGAAGCCUAUGCCGGGCUUCAAAAGACUUUAGAGCGUGUGUAGACGUUACAGUCACAAGCACGUGCAUAUCUUCCAUAGCAGAACAAGCAAGGAACAUAUAUCAGGUUGGAUAUAGCUAUGCUGCCUGUGGACCUCAAGACCACGCCUAUUUUACAAAAUAUGGUGGAGAUGUUGACUGUAUUACAUCCGCAAACUCACGUUUGAUGACAUCUUUUAUUGAAGUCAUGUUAUUCACUGUGAUUUUGAUGAUGUGGCUAUAAAUUACGCUGCUACAAUUUUGGCAUUUCACAUUGUUAUAAGCCAUGAUGUUUUUUAUGCCCCCGAAGGGAGGCAUAUUAGUUUUCAACUGUCCGUCCGUUAGUUAGUUAGUUAGUUAGUUAGUUCAUUCGUUCGUCACAACGUUAACUUUUUGCAUGAAGGCAGUUUACUCGCGAACUACUGCACCCAGGACCUUCAAACUUCACAUGCUGAUAGUACUUAUUGAGUAUACUACCUCUACUGACUUUGGGGUCACCAGAUUAAAGGUCAAGGUCACAGAGGCCAACGUUAACUUUUUGUAUGAAGGCACUUUACUCGCGAACCAUUGCACCAAGGACCUUCAAACUUCACAUACCGUUACUGACUUUGGGGUCACCAGGUCAAAGGUCAAGGUCACAGGGGCCAACGUUAACCUUUUGCAUGAAGGCAUUUUACUCGCGAACCAUUGCACCCAGGACCUUCAAUCUUCACAUGC